AAAUUAAUUGCAGGGAUGGUAAUCAGUUGACCUUUAUUUCUAUUAGGUUUUUGAUAAUUACAACUCUGUUCUCUCCUCCUCCUCUCUCUUCUCUAUUUAUUAUUUGCUUUCCUCUCUUUGCUUUAUCAUUUAUUACUCGAGUUUUCCUACUACUUACUUUCUCCUUCUCUUUUCCAUUAAACACCCGAAACUAUAUUGUGUCAAUCUAGUUUUGAGCUUUAAUUUAAACCAUCUGCUUCACUUCGCCCAUUCAAUAUUUCCUCAUCCUCUGCUCAAGAUUUUCUCUUUCUGGUGAAGAUCACAGAAGACUGUCAGUUCUGAAGCAGAGUCGUCUUUUCUAAAAGAUUAAUGAGCAAGUGUUUUGCAAUUCAAAUCUAGGCCUACAAGCAAAUCUGUAAACCUUUUGAAUACAGUGAAAUAAUGUGGGUUCCAGCGAGGUAAAAUCAAGAAAUGGAAUAAUGAAACAAGAUCUGAGGGUUCUGUGCAGUUUAAGGGAUAACAAGGACUAUGGAGAUCAAUUACCAUUUUGAAUGAAUGACCGGAAAGAUUAGAAUGCUGCAAAACUUGAUUCAUCCAUGCAUGUGAACAAUCUCACAUAUGAUAAUGAAAAGCGACCACACAAUUUGUUCUCGUUUCAGAAAAAGGGACUUGACUGAGAAGAAUUCAGUUGUUUAUAUGGACAAAAGUGUUGUUGAACAUGAACUGCCCGAGUUAAUAGUUUGCUACAAGGAGAACACCUAUCAUGUUGUUAAAGACAUCUGCAUUGACGAGGGUGUGCCUAUGCAGGACAAGUACUUGUUUGCUUGUGGUGUGGAUGAGAAGAGUAUUUGCAACAGCCAGCCUCCAGAAAAGGAUCAGAAUCAUCCAUGGAUCAAAGAAAACGAUGAACUGGUCCAGGUAAUUAUGAAAGAAAGCCAGGAGAACAAUGCGGUGGCCCAGGAUAAUAUGAAAUCACCAGGAGAAACCAAUUCUGACAAGCAUAUUGGCAACAUAUGCAAUCCAAGGGGUUUUAUGCUGUCUGGGGAAGUGAAUGAUGAUGCAAUGGACAAGCCAGCAAAUGAUGUCUCCAAAGAGGCUUUUACACUUGGUGAUAUUCUUUCAAUGCCAGAAUUGAACAUGGAGAAAUCCGGACCUGUCCCUUCUUCCAACAGUAGCAAUGAACUUGAACAAUCUUCUCAGAGCUCAAGUGGAAAUACAACAUUGGCAGGUGCUGCAGUGGCUUCUGCAGGGGAGGAAUUGAACAGUGACAGUGGGGAAGCAGUUGUGAUGCAUCUUGCUCUGGUUCCAGCAGCUGAGGAACCAAACAAAGACAAUCAGGAAACAAACUUGGUGGGCUCUGCUGAAGAAAUAAGUAGUAGCAGUGACAAUCUCGACAUGGCAAGCUGUAUAACUGAAGAACUAAUCAACAACAACAGCCUUGAUAACGAGGUGUCUUCCGGUAACAAAAUAGAGACUGAAGGCAUCAAUGUUGAUCACAACUCUCGUAUUCCCAUGUUGACUGGUGGGAAAGAGUAUUGGCUAAAUCUUGAUUCUGAACAUCUCGAGUCUAAAAGUACCAGCGUGCUCAAAGAUUUAAAAGACCAAUCAGUCUCCGGCCACAUUCAGAAUGGUAUUGGGGAGACAAGUUUCUCUGCGACAGGUCCAAUAUCAGGUUUAAUAAGUUACUCAGGACCAAUAGCAUAUUCUGGCAGUCUGUCACUACGAUCAGAUAGCAGCACAACUAGCACUCGUUCCUUUGCUUUCCCCGUCUUGCAGUCUGAAUGGAAUAGCAGUCCUGUUAGAAUGGCAAAAGCUGACAGAAGAUAUCUCCGAAAGCACAGGGGUUGGAGACGAGGACUUCUUUGCUGUAAAUUCUGAAUGAUUCUGUUUCAUCAGUAGGUUAAAGGUGAAAAAUAUAUACAUAUUAAAAAGUUUGUUCAUUUAGUAAACUAAAAAUAGCUUUAUUUUUGGCCUCUGGGGUUGGUGUGUAAUACUCAUUAGGUUCAGAGAGUAUGAGUUUGGUCUCAUCCUUGCGAGUUGAGAGAUGUGAGCAGGAUUUUGUAAGUUUCCUAUUUGGUUUUAUGUAUUUCUACUGAGGAAGUAAUGUUACGCUCCGAAGCAAUUCUUACUCA
This is a messenger RNA of Carica papaya (papaya), 2111 nucleotides long. RefSeq names its product 18S pre-ribosomal assembly protein gar2-like protein. The record is from RefSeq and is a predicted model, not a curated record. Lineage: Eukaryota; Viridiplantae; Streptophyta; Magnoliopsida; Brassicales; Caricaceae. Gene Ontology annotation, biological process: regulation of asymmetric cell division.